Messenger RNA from Paramecium pentaurelia, 431 nucleotides. Lineage: Eukaryota; Ciliophora; Oligohymenophorea; Peniculida; Parameciidae. The record is from the annotation of a GenBank genome assembly.
AUGAGAUUUGGAGAGCACAGAAAUAAAAUUAAUUUUUCAGUUUUUUCCUCUCAAAAGAAGAAGUGGCACCAUGCUCUAUUUUAGAACAUCUAUAAACCUUAUUUCAACAUUAUCAGGUAUAUAGGGUAGACAUCGCCCUAUCCAUACAAGAGGUAAGAGAAGAGAAAUAAUUUUUUAGGGAGAUGGUAAAGCAAAACAUUAAUAUCAAGGCGAAUAAUAGUAAUUAUUAGAAUAAAUAAGACAAUAAUGAAAUUUUAAUAAAUAAAUUAGAAAUUUAUCUUUUCUAUAAAAUCAAAAUCAUUGGAUAUUACUCGAAUAUUAAAAUAAAUAGCAAAUUUUAAAGCUGCUUUAAAUCCAAUAAGGAUGACUAAAAUACUAAGGAUCGAGCAAAUUUUCGUAAGACUUAUUCCUUUCUCUUAAUAUUAAACUGA